This is a messenger RNA of Acanthoscelides obtectus, 2067 nucleotides long. Lineage: Eukaryota; Metazoa; Arthropoda; Insecta; Coleoptera; Chrysomelidae. The record is from the annotation of a GenBank genome assembly.
CCGAAAAGUCUUUACUGUCAAUGCGAUGGCCGCAGCGUUAAGUGAAAUAUUAUUCUAUUAAAAUAAUGAGAGCAAACAUAAAUAAACCCUAGCGGUAUACUAUUUAUUUCGUAUAGAAGUUUGGAGCAGUGGAACAAUUUAAUGAUGGACCAAAAUGGUUCACAGAAUAGAGGCAAGUGGAAGAACAAGACUGAAUUUAUACUAUCUUGUAUUGGGUAUGCCGUGGGAUUAGGAAAUGUCUGGAGGUUUCCUUACUUAGCUUACAGAAAUGGAGGAGGUGCCUUUUUAGUACCGUACCUGCUGAUGCUUUUCUUAUGCGGUAUUCCGUUGUUUUUCAUGGAAUCUGCCUUAGGACAAUUUUCAAGUACUGGUUGCAUAACUGUGUUCAAAAUAUGCCCUCUGUUCAAAGGGGCCGGAUAUGCGAUAAUCAUAGUAAAUAUGAUCAUAAGCACCUAUUUCAACAUAGUCAACACUUAUCCCUUGAUGUACCUGAUGUACGCCUUCAAAGACCCGUUGCCAUGGUCUGAUUGCGACAACCCUUGGAACACAAAAGAAUGCACAAAGGUACAAACAGCUUUUCUGCUACUUUCACGGACAGCACAUAAUCAAGGAACUUUAUUCGUCCUAGACUUUUCUAAUUAAUGCAAUAAUUAACUCUAAAAUGAAUUUAGCUUAGAGUGAGUAUCGCCAAGGACCACGCGAACGACAGCGUUUACAGGAUCGCGAAUAGGACCGCGCUAAAGACGCCGGCCGAUGAAUUUUUUCAUCUUGAAAUCCUGAAGAUAUCUCCAAGUAUCGACGAAAUCGGUUCCAUAGACACACACCUUUUAAUAUGCAAUAUAUUCUCAUGGUUGGUGACGUACUUAUGCAUAAUGAAAGGAAUAAAAUCAGUGGGCCAGGUCAUAUAUUUCACAGCUGUAUUCCCUUUCGUGAUCUUGUUUAUCCUGCUUAUCAGAGGAUUAACUUUACCAGGCGCUUGGGACGGAGUCUACUUUUACAUUUGGCCCAAGUGGGGUCAGCUAAGGAACUUGCAGGUCUGGGCGGAUGCGGCGUUACAAAUAUUUUUUUCCCUCGGACCAGGCUGGGGAGGAAUUAUCAAUAUUUCAAGCUAUAACGAUUUCAAGAACAACAGCAAAUUAGAUUCGAUAAUAAUCCCGAUAGUGAACUGUGGCACCAGCAUAUUUGCAGGUUUCGUAGUCUUUUCGGUAAUUGGCUUCAUGGCCCACGAGACAGGCAUGCCGAUAUCAACUGUGGCCGCGGGUGGACCGGGAUUGGCCUUCAUCACAUACCCAUCGGCGAUCAGUUUGAUGCCGUGGCCAAAUCUGUGGGCCGUGCUUUUCUUUCUGAUGUUAUACACUCUGGGACUGGAUAGUUUGUUUGUGACCAUAGAAACAAUAGUGACAGCCAUUGUAGAUGACUUUUCACAUUUGAGAAAGUUCCAGUUUUAUGUUACAGUCAUCGUAGUCACACUUGCAGCGUCUUUUUCUAUAAUAUAUUGCACAAAUGGUGGAAUGUACUGGUUACAGCUUUUCGAUUGGUACUCAGCUUCGAUCUCAGUAGUUCUAGUUUGCUUGUGUGAAGUUAUCAUAGUCGGUUGGACUUAUGGCGUCAAAAGGUUCAUCAAAGAUGUUGAGUUCAUGACCGGGGAAAAACUAUCUUGGUAUUGGAUUCUGUCAUGGAAAAUCGUCACUCCUGUUUUCUUGACGUUUAUAUUCGUGACAGCCAUAACAUUCAACACCAGGGUUUCAUACUCAGGGCGAGAAUAUCCAGAAUGGGCUAUCCAAGUUGGCUGGGCAUCGUGCUUCACAUCUAUCGCGUGCAUUCCACUUCUUAUGGGCUACAGGCUCCUAUAUGUAGAAAAAGGUGACUUAAUCGAGAGGAUAUCAAGCAGCUUGAAUCCAGUGCCGGAUUGGGGACCGGCAAAGCUUCAAGAUAGAGUGGACUGGACUCGUCUGAAUCUGAAACGUUUCGUGAAAGAAAACGUUCUUAACAUGGAGGACAUUCGGCAUCAACAGUUUGUGAGUCUUUGUAAUGAUGAUGUAAAUACAUAAUUAAUUUUCGAGAGAA